AUGGAAGAUGCAGCCGAGUCCAUACCCCCGAUAAACCUGACCGACCCUGACCCUAUCCCGACCGUAACCGUAAUGGAGAGCCCGGAUGUCUCAAGCUCGGAAGAGCACACACCUAGCGAUACAGCAGAUCUGCCCCAUCUCGUCAUCCAGUUGAUCCAGUGCCGGCAUUGUUCCCGCCCUUUGCAAACUCCGCUCCGCUUACCAUGCGGAAAUUCGGUCUGUCGGGAAUGUUUACCCGCCUUUCGGCCGCGGACAGGCAUCACUUACCCCGUGGCUGAAGGGAGGGACCAGGAAUUUACAUGCUUUUGGAAAGGGAACAAGACGUGUGUCGGGAAUCAUUGUGUGGGAGAUUGUGGCGCUGAUGUGUUGCUUGGGAAGCUGGCUGGUCUUUUUGGAGAAAUACUGGGGUCAGAGGCAAACGAUGUGCCUCGGGAUUGGUCUGAAGAUGACGGGCCCUUACUGCGGUGGAAAGCCGAUGGGCGGAAUCAGAAUGGAAGUGGGCAGUUGCAGCGGCAUGGGUGGCUACAGGGGAUCUAUAACAUGGCACUAGAAGGCCGGUUCCCAUCUGAUGCAUGCGAGGUCAUCUAUGGGGAUUCUCCAAUCUCAGGCGGAAGCACAGAAGUGCAGGAUCUCAUUCACUUCCAAACACUGCGAGACAGUCUCCGCGCCGAGUUAGAUUGCCAGGUUUGUUAUGCGCUCGUUCUAGAUCCGAUGACCACUCCUUGUGGCCAUACCUUCUGCCGAAAAUGUGUCGCGCGGGUCUUAGACCAUACCGAUCUGUGCCCCAUUUGUCGCCGAAAGAUAGGCAUGACGAGUGAUAUACAUUCAGAGCCCAUAAAUCAGACUGUGGCACGGCUGAUCAACUACUUCUUCCCUGACCAGAUCGCAGCCAGGCGGGAGACCAGCGCCCAGGAUGAGACAGGCCCGGAUGACGAGAAGAACUUGCCACUUUUUGUGUGCACGCUAUCAUUCCCAACAAUGCCGACUUUCCUGCAUGUCUUCGAGCCCAGAUACCGACUUAUGAUUCGUCGAGUUCUCGCAAACGGAAAUGGAAAGUUCGGCAUGGUUAUGUACAACCGACAAGCCCGAGCACUGCCAGGCCAGCUGGGUGACGUACCGUUCGUGCAAUACGGAACGCUCCUGAUGAUUGAGAGAUAUGAGCUGCUUCCGGAUGGUCGCAGUCUUGUGGUGGCUACAGGUGUGUCGCGAUUCAAGAUCGUCGACUCGGGGAUACUGGAUGGCUAUUAUGUUGCCAAAAUAGAGCGCAUAGAUGAUAUCUCGCUCGCAGAGGAGGAGCGGCUUGAGUCGCUGGAGACAUCAAUAGAUAGUGUCAAUGCUCUGCCCGAAGCGAAUGAAUCUAAUCCCCCGUUAGACUCAAUGCCAACUCAGCAAUUACUUCUCUCGGCAAGAGAGUUCAUCAGCAAUCAACGCAGAUCCGGGGCUCCUUGGCUGCACCCGCGCGUCAUGCUAGCAUAUGGACCCAUCCCCAUAGAUGCAGCUCGCUUCCCGUGGUGGUUUGCAAGCAUUUUACCCAUCUCUGAAGAAGAGAAAUAUCCGAUACUCGCCGCCACAAGUGUUCGAGAGAGACUGAAGAUUUCAGCAAAAUGGGCGAGACAACUCGAGGCUCGAGACUGGUAG
This is a messenger RNA of Penicillium verrucosum, 1638 nucleotides long. RefSeq lists its product as uncharacterized. The transcript has a single exon. NCBI's taxonomy places the organism in Eukaryota, Fungi, Ascomycota, Eurotiomycetes, Eurotiales, Aspergillaceae. The coding region runs from base 1 to 1638 and encodes 545 amino acids. The record is from RefSeq and is a predicted model, not a curated record.